Messenger RNA from Symbiodinium necroappetens, 515 nucleotides. The record is from the annotation of a GenBank genome assembly. NCBI's taxonomy places the organism in Eukaryota, Dinophyceae, Suessiales, Symbiodiniaceae.
AUGCCGGACAAGUUCUCCGAAUACUUCGUUGGUAUUUGCAUGGGCUCCUUCGCGCAGGGUUUCCGCUUCGGCAUCACGCUCAUCCUCAACAUGACUCUCCAGAAGCGGCUGGAUAAGUGGCAGAAAGCCGCUCAGAGCAGGGGCGGUUUGCUCUUGGCAACGUCUCGCUACGAUCCCGCACGUCUUUCACGUCUCCAGGGCGGAUUGUUUGGCAUCAGCAUGUUGGCCGCGGGUACGGGCGAGUUCUUGGCCAACCCACCAGUGGUCAUCAAGAACUACCAGCCACGAUUGCCAACAAUGUUGGUAUCGCCACUGCUGAUCGCUCAGGCCUGCGAGGAGCUGUGGGCGAUGGGUGGCCCACCGCGCUUCUUCAGUGGCGUAGGAAUGGGCGUGCUGCGAAAGUCCCUGGCCAACGGAGUCGUGCUGCAAACGUGCCUCGCCCGCACCGGCCGGAACCGGGAGGGCAAGGAUCGGGCCCACGAAGGCCGCGCUCUUGGCUUCGAUGCCAAGCUUUG